Sardina pilchardus (European sardine) is the source of this 1386-nucleotide messenger RNA. RefSeq names its product calcium homeostasis modulator family member 5, tandem duplicate 1 (gene calhm5.1). NCBI's taxonomy places the organism in Eukaryota, Metazoa, Chordata, Actinopteri, Clupeiformes, Clupeidae. The record is from RefSeq and is a predicted model, not a curated record. Gene Ontology annotation, molecular function: monoatomic cation channel activity. Gene Ontology annotation, cellular component: plasma membrane. Bases 347 to 1312 code for a protein of 321 amino acids. The transcript has 2 exons.
GAGAGGGAAGGGAGGGAACAGAGGGAAUAAGCAGGGAGGGGUUUUAUAAAAGUGGAGGCUAUACGCACAGGGGAAUGCCGGAUGAGAUGAGGAAAAAGAUGAGUGGGGGAAGUGGCCAGAGGGUGUGACUACAAGAGAGAAAGAGAAAGACCAGCUGUUUAGGAGUCGGAGAGAGAGAGAGAAAAUACCGGGAGGGGCAGAAGCAGACUCGGCUAUUGCAAGGCUUUCGGUCUCGGUUUCAAAGUUAUGAACGAGAACCUCGGUGCGGUACAUACCAGCGGGGUCUUGGUUGUUUAAGAGUUCAACUCCUUCUUUUGUACCUAGUGCAUGGUAAUCAACCACGUCUAUGUUGAAGGUGCCAAAGACCUCAGGGGAAACAAUGGAUUCCUUGAAGACCGUCUUCCGCUUCCUGGCUGACCAAAAAUCCACCAUCGGCUACGGCUUCAUGGCCAUCCUCACCAUCGGAGGCGAGAGGAUCUUCUCCAUGGUGUCCUUCAACUGCCCGUGCAACCACGGCCAGAACUUUGUCUACGGGAUCACCUUCCUGCUCGGACCGGCCGUGGUCCUGCUGACCACCGGGCUGUUUGUCAACAACCGCUUGUGGAGGCUCUUCACGGGCUGCUGCCUGAACCCCCUGAAGCUUUGCCCCCGGGGCAACUGCAUCGGCUGCUGCGCGGGGCUGUCCAAGGUGGUGGCGGGGGCGUGCGUGGCUCCCAUCAUGUGGCUGUGCGUGGCGCUCCUCAACGGGACGUUCUACGAGUGCGCCGUCAGCGGCCUGGACGACAACCUGGUCGUGCCGCUGCUCUGCAAGAACAAGACCACGCUGUGCCGGGAGGAACUGGCGCGGGUCCCCUGCGGGAGAUCCAAGCUCCCGACCAAUGAGAACAUGGAGCUGCUUCUCAUGUUCCGAGCCCAGUCACAGAUUCUGGGUUGGGCCAUCAUUAUAGUCUCAGCAAUAGUAGGUUUGAUUGGCACCUGCUACAGAAACUGUCGCUCACAGGUGAGCUACCUGCAGCUCACAUUCUGGAAGCGCUACAUGGAGAAGGAACGUGAGAAGUUUGACAUAUAUGCGUCUGACUAUGCCACCAAACUAGCCGAUCGCAAUCUCAAGAGCUUCUUUGAGAACCGAGAUCCUGAAGCGUUCCCUUUCCCAAACCACCGGGCCUGGGAAGAGAUCUCAUCCCCGUACACGUUUACACGUGGAGAACAGUGCUACAGCACCUUGCAGCGCUACGUAGACCGCAGCGAUCGAGACUACAACCCAGAGAAGAGACCCAUUGUGGAUAUGGAGCACGGCAUUGAGAUGACCUAGAGUGAAGAAGAGGAGACUUGAUCUUAAUGUGGCACAAGAGAUGCUCUCACAUUAAGAUGACUGCUUAGUUGAGA